Molecule: messenger RNA, 4721 nt
Organism: Triticum aestivum (bread wheat)
Lineage: Eukaryota; Viridiplantae; Streptophyta; Magnoliopsida; Poales; Poaceae
Product: putative disease resistance protein RGA1
Exons: 4
Coding region: 1-4239 (1412 amino acids)
Molecular function (GO): ADP binding
Source: RefSeq, a predicted model, not a curated record
AUGGAGGUGGCUCUCGGCUCGGCGGCCUCGCUCCUCGGCAAGGUGUUGAGGACGCUGUCCGACAGCCUGGUGGCGGUUUACGUGGACAGCCUUCAGCUCGGCCACAACUCCGAGCAGAUCAAGGACAAGCUGCUGCACGCGCAAGGCCUCCUGCACAACGCCCAGGGGAGCCAUGUCUGCCACAGCCCUGGCCUGCAGGGGUUGCUGGAGAAGUUGAGCAGGGACGCCGACCAGGCAGAGGACCUGCUGGAUGAGCUCCACUACUUCCAGAUCCAUGACAGGCUACACGGCACCCACUACGCCACCACCCAAGAGGCCGGCGUUGAUGGCCUCAGGCAUCAAGCUCUCCAUGCCGGUACUGCUCUUCGCCACACCUUAGUCCGGUUCUUUUAUUCCUCGCGUACACCCAAGACCAAGAGGGAUGGUAGUGAUGAUGAUGCUGCUGUUGUCGGCCGCGUCACCAAAAAAUCCAAAACCAACUCUGCUAGUGCUAGUGCUAGUGCUGAUGGUGAUGAUAUGCUGCAUUUCGACAGAGUGUCCAUGUCCAGCAAGAUCAAGUCCCUGUUACAGGGCAUGCAGUCCCACUGUGAUUCGGUCUCCAAUUUGCUCGGCAUCGGCAGUAUCCCAAGCAAUGGCACCGCAUUGUCAGUCGUCCUACAUCGGCCUCAGACUGCUUCCAUGAUUAUACAAGACACAUUGUAUGGCAGGAGAGACGUUUUUGAGGAAACUGUCAAUCGUAUCACCACUCUUACCGGUACCGCACAGACUGAGACUGUUUCUGUUCUUCCUAUAGUUGGUCCAGGGGGGAUUGGCAAGACAACUUUAGCCCAACAUCUUUAUAAUGAUGGCAGGACUAAAAAGCACUUUGAUGUUCCAGUCUGGGUAUGCGUAUCGACUGAUUUCGAUGUGCUUAAGCUCACCAGGGAGAUCCUUGCCUGCAUAACUGCAACUGAAGAAGGAGGAAGGGGCAGUGCUGCAAAUGAAACAACCAAUUUAGACCAGCUUCAGAAAUCCAUUGCGCGCCGUAUCAAGUCCAAGAGGUUUCUGAUUGUCUUGGAUGAUAUAUGGAGAUGUGACGGUGAGGAUCAGUGGAAGACCCUGCUAGCUCCGUUCACAAAGGGGGAAGCCAAAGGAAGCAUGGUACUUGUCACAACUCGAUUCCCAAAGGUAGCAGACAUGGUGAAAACAGUUGAUCCACUAGAGCUGCGAGGUUUGGAGUCUAAUGACUUCUUCACAUUCUUUGAAGCAUGUAUAUUUGGUGAAGACGACAAGCCUGAGCAUUACGAAGAUGAGUUUGCUGGUAUUGCACGAAAAAUAGCAAACAAGCUAAAGGGUUCCCCACUCGCAGCCAAAACAGUUGGUAGACUAUUGCACAAGCACCUUUCUCAGGAACAUUGGAAUGGAGUUCUUGAAAAGCAUCAGUGGCUAAAGCAGCAAGAAAAUGAUGAUAUCAUGCAAUCUUUAAAGAUUAGCUACGAUUACCUCCCAUUUGAUCUGAAGAAAUGCUUUUCCUAUUGUGGCCUUUUCCCUGAAGAUCAUAGGUUUACUUCUUCAGAAAUCAAUCAUUUCUGGGUUGCAACAGGCAUCAUAGACUCUAAUCACCAAGCCGAUAGGAAUUACUUGGAAGAACUAGUGGACAAUGGUUUUCUCAUGAAGGAAUUAGAUGAUUACGUUGGUGGAUACUGCUAUGUAAUGCAUGAUUUAAUGCAUGAGCUAUCUAAGAGUGUUUCUGCACAGGAAUGCCACAAUAUAAGUGGCUUUGGUUUCAGAGCUGACGCCAUCUCGCAAUCUGUUCGGCACUUAUCUAUCAACAUAGAAGACAUAUAUGAUGCAAAUUUUGAGAAAGAAAUGUGUAAACUAAGGGAGAGGAUAGAUAUUGCUAAUCUGCGGACUUUGAUGAUUUUUAGAGAGUAUGAAGAAGAAAGAAUCGCCAAGAUUUUGAAAGAUAACUUCAAGGAAAUAAAUAGUCUGCGUGUCCUAUUUAUAGUGGUGAAGUCUGCACAAUCUUUUCCGGAUAGGUUUCCAAAACUUAUCCACCUCCAAUACCUCAAAAUUAGUUCAUCUCUUGAUGGUGACAGGGAAAUGAGGUUACCUAGCACAUUACCAAGAUUUUAUCACUUGAAAUUCUUGGACCUAUAUGAUUGGAAUGGUCGUUCUGAUUUGCCUGAAGACUUUAGCCACCUUGAGAAUUUACAUGAUUUCCAUGCUCGAAGUCAUCUCCACUCCAACAUUCGCAAUGUGGGAAAGAUGAAACAUCUGCAGGAGCUAAAAGAAUUCCAUGUUAAAAAGGAGAGCAUGGGAUUUGAACUAACAGAACUUGGGGCAUUGGCAGAGCUUGAAGGACGACUGGUUAUACGUAGUCUUGAUCAAGUGGCAACCAAGGAGGAAGCUACUGCAGCCAAACUGAUGUUGAAAAGGAAUCUGAAGGAGCUGGAAUUACUCUGGGGAAGGGAUGGACCAACUACAGAUGUUGAUAUUCUUGCAAGCUACUUGACCCAAACAGAGCUGGAAUUAGUGUGGGGUAGAGAUGUUCAAACUGCAGAUGCUGAUAUUCUUGAUGCUCUUCAACCACACUCUAAUCUUAGAGUACUUACAAUUGCAAAUCAAGGUGGUACUGUUGGUCCUAGUUGGUUGUGUCUUGACAUCUGGUUAACUAGUUUAGAGAGACUCACUAUAGAAGGCGUAUGUUGGAGCACCCUCCCACCUUUUGGGAAGCUACCAAAUCUCAAGGUACUCAAUUUGAAGAAAAUUUCUGGAAUGAAUCAGUUUGGGCUGCGAUGUGGUGGCGCUCCAGGGAAAUGUUCUAUGCGCUUGAAGACAGUCGAGUUUUAUGAUAUACCACAACUUGCUGAGUGGGUUGUGGAACCUAAUUGCCAUUCCUUUCCAAGUCUUGAAACAAUCGAAUGCAUCGGUUGUCCCAAUCUCUGUGUGAUGCCCUUGUCGGAGGUAUCUUGCACCAAUUUGCGCACACUUCGAAUUGUCAAGUGCCCCAAGAUGUCUCUGCCCUCCAUGCCUCAAACCUCCACACUGACAGAUUUGAAUGUUGAAAGCGGUGGAAGACGUUAUUCACAAACAUUGUUGUCUUAUGAUGGAAACAGAUUGGUUGUUACAGGGUAUGGCGGUGCUUUGGCCUACCACAAUCUGGAGAAAGUAGAAUAUAUGGCUAUUGAAAAUGUAUCGCACAUAUCAUUGACAGACAUCAAAAAGCUUAAAUCCUUAACAGAACUAAGUGUCGGAAGAUGCGACGAUUUGUUCCCUGAAGAGCUGGAUGGCAGUAUUGUCUUCCAUUCAGUUAAGAGUCUCGAAUUAGACGCAUCUCAUCUUACCAGCAGCAAAUCAUCAUCGUCGAAAGUGUUAAACUGUUUCCCAGCUCUUUCUGUGUUGGUGAUAGUUGGCUAUGAGGAAUGUGUAAUGCAGUUCCCAUCAUCCACCUCACUGCAGAAACUUACCUUCUCAAGGUGUAAGGGCCUAGUUCUUGUGCCUGUGGAGAAUGGAGGAGGAAUUCAGGAGGACAAGUCAUUGCUCCAAUCAUUAACCAUAGUCAGCUGUGGCGAAUUGUUCUGUCGGUGGCCAAUGAGAGAAUCAGAGACCAUUUGCCCUUUCCCUGCUUCCCUGAGGGAACUUGAUGUUCGUGAAGAGCCAAGCAUGAAGUCAAUGGCUCUGCUCUCAAACCUCACGUCUCUCACCACUCUAAGCCUAAAAGACUGCUGUAAUCUAACAGUGGACGGAUUCAAUCCUCUCGUCGCAGUCAACCUCAUGGAACUGGAUGUGCGUAUGUGCAAAACCUUAGCAGCAGAUAUGCUCUCAGAGGUGGCCAAAUUAUUGCCUGCAGGUUACAUCUCUAGACUAGAGAAACUCACGGUGGAUGACAUCUGUGGAUUGCUUGUUGCUCCUAUUUGCAACCUCCUCGCCCCGGCCCUCCACACACUUAUAUUCGAGAAAGACAAUGAGAGGAUGGAAGGCUUGACGGAAGAGCAAGAGAAAGCGCUGCAGCUCCUCACCUCCCUCCACAACCUAGGAUUUUGGUGGUGCGACGGUCUGCAGUCCCUUCCUCAAGGGUUACAUCGUCUCUCUUCUCUCAAGGAGUUACGUGUCUUUGGGUGUGAAGAAAUCCGAUCGAUGCCCAAGGAGGGCCUCCCCGUUUCGCUGAGAGAACUCCAGAUGAAUUGUCGCAGCGCUGAGAUAAAGGAGCAAAUUGAGAAAAUCAAAAGAGCCAACCCAGAUUUGUACGUCUAUUGAAGCUGACAUAUUUGCAAGAUUGAUAUUUCGCAAGUGGUCAAGUGGAAGCAGAUACAACCAACCGACUCUUCAUUCUGCAACGCAAUGCUAGCUGUUAACUCUUCAUUCUGCUAGAUGAUCGAUAUUUCUCUGCAACUCAAGCCUGCCGGUUAUGGCUUCUAUUCCCUAUGUGAAUGUGAAAUAAAAAAGGACUCAUUUGAUACCCAUCAAGAAGAAGACUUUAGUCGUAGCUGCAAAGUAUUUUUGACACCAGAACUGAUGGUGGAAUUAUCAGGCUUGUGCUAUUUUUUCGCAUGAACAUGCCAAUUUAACUGCUGGCAUCAGUGGCAGCGAGGAGGAGGUUGAUGUAUAAAAGCAGCUCUCUGAUGUUCUCCGCAGAGAGGGCUUGUCUUGGUGGUGCCGAAUGGACCGAAGCAAUGAGGAUUAUCAACCUAUGAAUGAUUGGGUGUAGAAGCUGAUUCAGAGCAAACAAAAGAAACAAA